Molecule: messenger RNA, 1029 nt
Organism: Plenodomus lingam JN3
Lineage: Eukaryota; Fungi; Ascomycota; Dothideomycetes; Pleosporales; Leptosphaeriaceae
Source: RefSeq, a predicted model, not a curated record
AUGGCAAGGCGAGUGGAGGUGAAUUGCAGGUGCUGUCAGCUGUCAUGUGCCCACCAGCCUUUGAUCGACCACUACCACGACUACAACAAGAAGAACAAGAAGAACAAGAACAACAAGAACAAGAACAAGAAGAACAAGAACAACAACACGCAAGCCUUUGAGGCUGUUCAUCUACCUAGCCAGUACCCCGCCCAAGAGAUGCCAAUGCGAGAGAAGGCUGUGAAGAUGCACGCCAACAGUCGCCUGCUCAUGUCAGCGUCGAGGUUGCGUCAUCGUCAGUCGGAAGACGGAAGCGAGAAGCGAGAAGCGAAGGCGAAGGCGAAAGCGGGAAAGGAGAACGAGCCAGCAACUUGCUCGUCACGACCAGAACCCACCAUUGACAUUGACAUUGACAUUGACAUUGACAUUGACAUUGACAUUCACCCACUCCACUCCUCCACCCUACAAGUCGAUCAAAGCCAUCGCACUUCAUCUCGAGAGAAAUGGCAGACACAUCAUUGCCACCAGGCAACAUGCCAGAGACCAUCGAACCUCCACCAGCAACCACUGUGUAACGCCUCGAUAGCCACGCCCAUCAACCUCAUCCUCCUCUCCCUCUUCGUCCUCCUCGUCUACCUGCGCCUCAAGCCCGCAAAGCCGCAAACCCUACCCCGCGCCACCCCGCCCACCGUCUUCCGCACCUUCACGCCCCCCAUACUCUUCCCCUACAACGGCCUCCACGGCAUGCCCGUCUACCUCGCCGUCCGUGGCCGUGUCUUCGACGUCACCUCUGGCCGCAACUUCUAUGGUCCGGGCGGUCCGUACGCCAACUUUGCAGGUCGCGAUGCCAGUCGCGGGCUGGCCUGUGGCAGCUUCGAUGAGGACAUGCUGACCAAGGAUCUCGAUGGACCGUUGGAUACCUUGGAGGAUCUGGAUGCCGAGCAGAUGGAGGCCCUGAGAGGUUGGGAGGAGAGGUUCGAGGACAAGUAUCUGGUCGUCGGCAAAUUGGUUCCUGUGGGCAGUCCAGAGGCAGACGAGGUCAAGGCUUAG